GCCAUGGCUGCCUCAUCCAGUCAACCUGAGACUAUGAAAGCAGAAUGCAGUCUGGACAAUCCAAAGGUUCAUUCUUUUUUCUUAAUUCUGUUUACAAAAAGCUAUAUUUUAUUACUAUUACACUAUAUACAGUGUCAUUUCAUGGCCUUUGAAGAGAACUUUAUGAUUAUUUGGUAAUGUGUUCCAAAAAGAAACAUUAAAAGUUGCUGGAUGCUGUGUAAAAACUGCUUUCAUCAAGAAAACAGAAAACUACAUGCUAUGGUGUGAUCAUGACCUUUUGGUGCAUGGGUGUGGUGAAAAUCAAGAGUGGAGUGGAAAUUACAUUUGGGGGCAUUUGUUUGUUUCAUUGAUAAUGAAAUUUGAGAAUUUUGUUGACAUGCCAUGAUUCAUAUCUAUUUUAUGGUGGGAGGGGGGGUGUUUCUAUAAAGACAGUGUAAUAUGUGUUACUAUGUUGGGGAAUUGGAGUGAUUAGAAAAUUUGGCUAAUCUACCCCUAUCAUAUUAGUUUAAAAAUUAUGUACUAACAGUUGACAGUUACCAAACCUGGUAUGUCUUUUGGUCUUGUAUCUCCUUACUGUUCACUUUUAUUGUUAUUGUUUUUGUAGGCUUGCUAUUCUGAGACCAGUGAUCCAGCGUUACAUGUUACUCUUCUUGGUGGUGAGUGGAGUUCAUCUGCUGGUGGGUUGUCAACAAUAAACAGAGAGCUUGCUAUUCACCUUUCUGAUCAUUCAGCAGUGAAGGUUUCUUUGCUAGUCCCCAAGGGAGCUUGCAGUUAUGAAGAAAAAAAUGAGGCCCAUACCUAUGGAAUCACUAUUGUUGAGGCAAAAGAACGUGCAGCAUUUGAUCGUCUUGAUUGGUUAAGCUUUCCACCACAUGAGCACCUCAUGGAAAUCGUUGUUGGCCAUGGUGUGAAACUUGGUCGGCAAGUACAAGUCAUAAGAGACUCACCUCAAUUUUCAAAUUGUAAGUGGGCACAAGUGGUUCACACUGCUCCAGAGGACCUGAGCAGAUACAAAUGCUACACUGAUCCCAUUUCAAAAGGUGAAACAAAACACGAAUCAGAAGUUGAACUUUGCAAACUUGCUGAUCUUGUUGUACCUGUGGGACCCAGACUGAAAGAAGCCUACUCUUCAUAUUUACAGCGAUGUAAGACAGAUCAAGACGUUUUGUCCAUUACUCUAGGCCUUUUUCAAAGGGAGUUUGAGGAUUUAGUAGCAAAACAACAUCCUAACGAGGAUGGCGAAUUCAAAGUUUUGUUAUUUGGUCGUGGGGAUGAUGAGGACUUUGAACUCAAAGGUUACAACAUUGCUGCUCAAGCAUUUACUGAUCAACGUCUAAAAAACAAACCUUACCAUCUAAUCUUUGUUGGAGCACCUGAUAGAAAGCAAGAAGAAGUCAGGGAAAAACUUCUUCAGCGUGGUAUUGCAGAAGCCCAGUUGACUGUUAGAAAAUUUAUACAAAGUAGAGAGAAACUGAAAGAUUUCUUGUGCGAAGCUGACCUGGCCAUUAUGCCAUCAAAAUCAGAGGGAUUUGGGCUUGUCGCCCUUGAGGCCUUGUCUGCAGGUUUACCCAUUCUUGUAGGCAGUAGGUCAGGAUUUGCCAAAACAAUGGAAACUGUUCCUUAUGGUUUAUCAUGCAUCGUGAAUUCAGAUGAUCCUACGGAAUGGGCAAAAGCAAUUGAAGCUGUUCGUCUCAGGCAUAGAAUGCGACUUAAAGAGAUUAAAGCACUAAAAGCGUCUUAUGGAGAAAUGUACAGUUGGAAAGAACAAUGUGAAGAACUUGUGAAGAGAAUGUGGAAAAUGGUCAAUGGUAUGUUUUUUUUAAGAAAUAAAAUCUAGUUUAUAUGUGUCACUGUCCAAUUCAGUGAUUUGAAAAAGAGUAUCACUGCAUUCUCCCACACAAAAAUUGAGUAUAAUUUGUCAGUCAAUUUACUUUUCGUGGUAGUGACAACCCAUCAGUGAAGACAAAAAAAAAUGUUUAAGCCUGAACAUAUACCCCUCUUUUUGCCCAGCUUCCACCACCGCCAUGAGAAUCAAUCUUACUUGGUUGUACUACUGCCUUGGCUAAAAAUUUCCAGUCAUUCCGUCUAACAAUGCCGGUGUUGUUGUUGUUGUUUUUUUUUAAUAAAAACGUUGUUUAGGUAGUCAGUCUCGUCUUUUAGGCUGUCAGGCGAGUCGCAAACUUAUAAUUGCGCUCGUCUCGUCAAAGUCUGUAUAGUUGUAGUCUUGUGAGAGGUCGAGUUGUACGAUGAUUGGUUUAGUAAUCUGUCGGUAUGUGUCGGUUUUCUGUAAAUUGUCGUUCGUAUACUGUUGUAGGUAUCUUACCAUCUUCCUCGAUGUCCUUUGUAAACUGUAUGUCCGCCUUCUGUCUGUUAAGAUGUUCGUGAAAAUCGUCGAUUUCGUCUUUGUGUACAGCGGUGAAUGUGUCGUCAACGUAGCGUAACCAAAGAGGUAUAGUUUGCGGAAUAGAAGCUAGGGCUUAUUCCUCGACUGGACAACUAACAAGUUUACUAUGACAAUAGACAGAUCGAAACGCACCAAUGACAAUACGAGUCUUCAUAGGCAAUAACAUCAUGGCUUAACUAACAGACGACCAACAACUUGCAACUUAAUUGACCGAUCAUGUCAACUGACGUGUACAACUCACUUUGACUCUGAACUUGGCGACCGCACAGGUUGUCGAAACGUCAGGCACUGUCAACAACAACAGUCCUAUUCAGGACUAUGUUCACGCGGUCGAUCAUACUCAACCUACUCAUGAAAUGACUCCUAGGUUCAAAUGUUUCACAGUUCAAAUAAGAUUGCUAGAUUAACAGACGCUUGUCUUCACAGGACCUUCUAUCGAAAUCGACAACAAACCAAGAACAUACUCAUCUGUUGAAGAGCAGCUUGUUGCAGGAACUUCCCAUUUCAGAAGCGCGGAAAUGAUAGCUUCUAUUUUGACAGGAAAUAGAACUGAAAAAUCUACGAGUAACGAGUCUCAAAUCAGUCGUAAGCGUAAAAACUCAGGAUCUUCCUGUAAUCCAG
Molecule: messenger RNA, 3025 nt
Organism: Porites lobata
Lineage: Eukaryota; Metazoa; Cnidaria; Anthozoa; Scleractinia; Poritidae
Source: the annotation of a GenBank genome assembly